Messenger RNA from Asterias rubens (European starfish), 507 nucleotides. RefSeq lists its product as uncharacterized. Lineage: Eukaryota; Metazoa; Echinodermata; Asteroidea; Forcipulatida; Asteriidae. The record is from RefSeq and is a predicted model, not a curated record.
ACGUAGUACUAGUACUUGCGUGCGAAGGUUUGGACGAAAUUGACUGCCCAACACAGUGUGAUUAUCCGUCAUGUGAAUGGUACCUUGAGAACGGCGAGCCAGACGAAGCCUACUGUGCGGCUCAGAUGACUACAUGUUUUGCACAGAAAACUUGUGGAUGUCUGGAAGGUACUUAUGGGCAGUGGAUGGGGCACUACUCGCUCUGUAUCCCCAAGGAAGAGUGCGGCUGCUUAGUCGAAGACGAGUAUGUUAAGUUGGACAAUACCUUCGUUAAGGCAGACGGGACCACUUGCAAAUGUGAGCAAGGCCAUCAAUGCAAUGCGGUCGUUGGCCGCAGGCCUCCUCCAGGGCCUCCUCGCGGUAGGCGAUGAAGCGUGAAGAAGGUUUCUGACGGGACGUGAGGUGGAAGCAGGGACAGUAUAAAGGAGUGUUUUUGUAACGCCAAGAGGGGUCCAGUCAGACGGAUUCAAAAAGCGAACCUUUUUGAGCUUUUAUUUAUUUUAUUUU